ACGCGGGGCCCCGCCCCGCCGCAAUCGGGUCUCCAGCGCGCCCCCGCCCCCAGCCGCGCCUUCUCCCGAUGGCACCGUACGAGGAGAUACGCGUGUCCGGCUUCCAGGAGUUCGAAGGGGCUGUGAAGCAGCACGAAGGCAAGACCAUUUUCGCCUACUUCACCGGGUCUAAGGAUGCCGAAGGACAAAGCUGGUGCCCCGACUGCACGCUGGCUGAACCGGUGGUACGAGAGGGGCUGAAACACAUUAGAGAAGGAUGUGUGUUCAUCUACUGUCAAGUAGGAGAAAAACCGUAUUGGAAAGAUCCAAAUAAUGACUUCAGAAAACAUCUGAAAAUAACUGCAGUGCCUACACUACUUAAAUAUGGAACACCUCAAAAACUGGUAGAAUCUGGGUGUCUUCAGGCCAACCUCGUGGAGAUGUUAUUCUCUGAAGAUUAAGAUUUAGUGAUGGCAAUUGUGUCUUGAUCUCCUGAUUUGCUCUAGAAUAAAAUAAACUGCAUACAUGACUGGAAUUCAUGUUAAUAAAUAAUG
Talpa occidentalis (Iberian mole) is the source of this 533-nucleotide messenger RNA. It is a transcript of the gene TXNDC17, whose product is annotated as thioredoxin domain containing 17. The transcript has 4 exons. Gene Ontology annotation, molecular function: protein-disulfide reductase [NAD(P)H] activity. The coding region runs from base 69 to 440 and encodes 123 amino acids. The record is from RefSeq and is a predicted model, not a curated record. Lineage: Eukaryota; Metazoa; Chordata; Mammalia; Eulipotyphla; Talpidae. Gene Ontology annotation, cellular component: cytosol.